Molecule: messenger RNA, 786 nt
Organism: Erythranthe guttata (spotted monkey flower)
Lineage: Eukaryota; Viridiplantae; Streptophyta; Magnoliopsida; Lamiales; Phrymaceae
Source: RefSeq, a predicted model, not a curated record
CUUUCUCCGUUUCAUUUUUUGUCCUCUUACUUUUGUAUUUUGAUUUUUUAAUCGAACCCUAGUUUAUAUGCUCAAUGAUCUCUGAAUAAUUUUUUCUCAUUAUCCAGCUUUCUCUCUAAUGCCCUAGCUUCAAUUUUUUUUACAGUACUAUAAACCCUAAGUUCGCCGUACUCAGGUUGUCCAUUCCUUCGAAAUCUUAGUCUAAUAUGAGUCGGCCGAUGGAGGAAGAUGCUCCUAGUAAGAACGAGGAAGAGGAGUUCAACACAGGUCCACUUUCUGUUCUUAUGAUGAGUGUUAAGAACAACACACAGGUGCUCAUCAACUGCCGCAAUAACAUAAAGCUUUUGGGACAUGUGAGGGCUUUUGAUCGCCACUGUAACAUGGUUCUAGAAAAUGUGCGGGAGAUGUGGACUGAGGUGCCUAAGACAGGGAAAGACAAGAAGAAAGCACUUCCAGUUAACAAAGAUCGCUUUAUCAGUAAGAUGUUUCUUCGUGGAGAUUCUGUCAUCAUCGUCCUCAGAAAUCCUAAGUAACAGGUGAUUUGCAAGCAAUUCUUUCUUUAGCAGCCACAAGAUAUUUCUUUUUCUGUCGAUCCACAUCUACUUCAUCCUUAUCUAGCAAUUAUCUUUGGUUAAGACGUGCCUUUUUUCUGUUGUGCAUCUCGAUUGCUGUAAGAAUUGAUUAUUUGUUUUUAAGCAUUUCUCUCAAUUUUUGUUGUUUGGACUUCAAAUUUGGUAUGCCCCUACAAUAUAAACGAGUCGUGUUAUACAUAAUAAUCUUUUUAAU